GGUCAAGACUUGAAGAGCUCGACCCGUUGACAUUCACGGACUUCAAGUGGAUGCCCGUUCCCUCGACCGGACGAUUGCCGAAACCGCAUUGCAAUGUGCUUAUGGCACAAUUGCGGGAUUACUUGCACACUGUAGUACCAACUCCGUUGAUGGACGCCGGAGCAGAGGUUGUCGACCUUCACGCUUACAUCGCGAAGAUCGACCGCGAGUUCAAGACGCAACAGUACGACGACAUCGACGCACCAUUGCUCUACGUACGCAUUCAUAUCGAAGAGGCGACCUGUUGUGCCUUGAUCGAUUGCGGAGCAUCUCGCAACUACAUCAGCCAGGACUUCAUGGUGCGCACCGGCCUUGGCCCACGCGUCCGAAGGAAGCCCCAGCCUACGCAAGUCACUUUUGCGGACGGUCACACGCACAAGUCAAUCGACCGGUGCAUUGACAACGUCCCAGUGUACUUUGCCCCUCACACAAGUGAGGCGGUGUCCUUUGACAUUUUGGACACCAAAUUUGACAUGAUCUUGGGCAUGUCAUGGCUGCGAAGCGAGGAUCACCCGGUGAACUUCUUCCACCGCACCGUUCACAUUCGUGAUCAGAACGGAGUACUAGUUCCAUGCAUGGUGCCUCUUCCUCAUCCUUCAAUCAACUGCCACGUGGUAUCCGCUGCAAGCAUGCGAGCUUCCAUCAUCAGAGACGAUAUCGAGGAGAUGGGGAUGUGUUUUCUCCACGCCCUCCCGUCCCAUGACGCUUCAUCGACGGACUCACCUUCGGAUCCACGCAUCACCAAGCUUCUCAAUGCCUACAGCGACGUGUUCGAAGGCCCGCACGGAGUAGUACCGGAUCGACCCAUCCGCCACGAGAUCAUCCUCGAGGACGGGGCCGUACCUCCGCGCGGUUGCAUCUACCGAAUGAACGAGGAAGAGUUAAGUGUGCUUCGGGCACAACUCGACGACCUUCUAAAGAAAGGCUGGAUUCGGCCUAGCUCAUCGCCAUACGGUGCUCCUGUUCUCUUCGUCCGGAAGAAGAACAAGGACCUGUGGUUAUGCAUCGAUUAUCGCAAGCUCAACGCGCAGACGAUCAGGAACGCCGGCCCUCUCCCACGCAUCGACGACCUUCUCGAGCGAUUGGGCGGCGUCCAGUUCUUCUCUAAGUUGGAUCUCAAGUCAGGGUACUACCAACUCGAGAUUCGCAAGGAGGAUCGCUACAAGACCGCAUUCAAGACACGGUAUGGGCAUUUCGAAUGGCUGGUCAUGCCAUUUGGCCUUACGAAUGCCCCAGCCACUUUCCAAGCGGCUAUGACAACGGAGUUCCAACACAUGCUGGAUCGGUUUGUAAUCAUCUACCUCGACGACAUCUUGGUGUAUAGUCGGAGUUUGGACGAGCAUGUGGAACACCUGCGCACCGUUUUGAAGCGGCUACGACAAGCCAAGUACAAAGCAAACCAAGACAUUGUCAGCGACCGCGACACUCGUUUCAUGUCGGCGUUUUGGACUGCUCUCAUGCAGGAGUCCGACACAACAAUGAAACCAAGUUCGGCUCGGCAUCCUCAGACAGACGGGCAGACGGAGCGGGGACAUCAAACCGCUCAAAUGAUGCUUCGUACGCUCAUCCGUCCGGACCAGAAAGAUUGGGUUGACCGCCUCCCCGACAUCGAGUUCACCUACAACACUUCGGUGCACCCGGCGAUCGGCGUGACUCCAUUCGAGUUGCACCACGGUGGACGGAAAGGUCGUAUCUUCGCCGACCUUCUCCUCCCUCGAUCAGCCGACAUUGAUGCUGCCUGCUCUCCCGCUUCCGUCCGGAAGUGCAAGGAAUUGCUGACUCAAGCCCGCACAAAUAUGCAAAAGGCUCAAGUCCGCAUGCAGCGGCAAGCCAACAGGCGUCGCGUACCAUGUCCCAUCCGCGCCGGUGAUCUGGUUUGGGUCUCCGCGGAAGAGUUUGCACUGGAACAGGAUGGUUCACGCAAACUGCUUCCCAAGUGGUUUGGACCUUGGUCUGUGACAGCAGCCGCGGGCGAUGAGCCUGAUGGCCCUUCAUUUGUGAUCAACAUUCCAGAGCAUCUGACGGUCCAUCCGGUCUUCCACGCCUCGAAGCUGGCAACAUACACGCCAGACAAGAGCGACGACUUUCUGGGCCGACGAUCGCAGGACCGUCCUUCUAUGGAUGGUCAUCAGGAAGUUGGCCGCGUCAUCUCCGAUCGCAAGUACGGCAGCAAGCCGCGGCAGUACAAAGUCACAUUCAAAGCAUGCGAUCGCGACAACACUCGGUGGAUUUCAGGCGCAGAUUUGAAAGCAUCCGCACCGCUGAUCUACGCGAAUUAUGAAAAGCGCAGGUUAGCUCAGGAAGCUUCACGACCAGCCCCUCCCACCCGGACUGUGGUCCCUCCCUCGGACAGACAGCUUCGCCCUCGCAGGUAAGCUCGGUUCUUCAAGGAGGGGGGGGGGUGGCAUACUGCGUAGCCACACGGGCCCUGCAGGGCCCGUCCCGGACAUUCAGCCUA
This is a messenger RNA of Chara braunii, 2497 nucleotides long. The record is from the annotation of a GenBank genome assembly. Lineage: Eukaryota; Viridiplantae; Streptophyta; Charophyceae; Charales; Characeae.